Messenger RNA from Penicillium argentinense, 1473 nucleotides. RefSeq lists its product as uncharacterized. The record is from RefSeq and is a predicted model, not a curated record. The transcript has a single exon. Bases 1 to 1473 code for a protein of 490 amino acids. NCBI's taxonomy places the organism in Eukaryota, Fungi, Ascomycota, Eurotiomycetes, Eurotiales, Aspergillaceae. Gene Ontology annotation, molecular function: ATP binding; protein kinase activity. Gene Ontology annotation, biological process: protein phosphorylation.
AUGGACGCAUUUAAUACAGCUGCCUCCUGUUGCGAAAUUAUUUGGCGCACACUAGAAGCUUCCGCAGCGUACAACAAGGAAUCUCACUCGCUAGCUACUCGCUUCAAGCACGACGCGCGCAUUCUCAAGCACUUUUAUGACCACUUCGCACAUUUCCGAUUCAGCGGCGCGGGGCUGUGCCCAGAAGACGAGCAGCUCCUCGACGAAAGCUUUUCCUAUCUCGGACCCUUACUGAAGCGCGCAGAACUGUGCAAAAACAAGCUCGAAGCACAGAGUCGCUGGUCCAAAGAGUUCAACAGGAUUACCUGGGUACUGCGGCGCAAUGAAGUACGCGAGCUGGAGAAAGAGCUCUACGAAUGGACCAGGAGGCUUGACCUUCGGCUGAUCGCGUUGCCUGAACGAGCACGAACCGUGAUGUUCCUGGAGGAGUCGCAGGACACACUCGGACCCAGCAUUGCUGCCAAAACCCGAAUCGAGCGAUUUACAGCGAAAGCUGCCGCUGCAAAGAAAGCCGUCUGGGGCCCGCUAUUUGUGACACCUGACCAGGUCCAGAAUAUGAGCCACCCGCAAGUGUCACAUUUUUCUCUUUGUCAACAUGACGGACGGACAACCCUGCUGGAAUCCCGGCCGCACAUGGAUAACACCGACAUCGCCUCUUUUGAGCACAAGAAGACCGAGCUUGGGGAGUUUGUGGGAGCCCUGAAUUAUUUGGAUUCAACCAUUUCGGGUCUCUUGCGGUGUAUUGGGUUUUACUACAACCCGGCUCCUUCGCCACACUUCGGGCUCAUCUAUCAAUUGCCGAUCGACCGCGACGGAGAUUUUAUAUCUUUCAAGUCUCUCCUGAAUGUUAGAGAAAAGAACGGGCGGCGAAUGAAACUCAAAUAUUCACUCAACCAGCGCUUGGAAUUCGCACGAAAGUUAGCAACUGCGGUCUUCUUCGUCCAUUCCCUGGGAUGGGUGCAUAAAGCGAUUCGGGCUCAGAACAUUCUCUUACUCGGAAGGACCUCUCACUCGCAAAAAGGUGGCGGGAAUGAAUAUGUAAAAUGGGCUCUUGAAUCUCCUGCUCUUGUUGGGUUCGAGAUAGCCCGCACCAGCGAGGGCGACACAGACCCCGGACGCCGUAGGCGAAUGCCCCUAGAGUUGGGGAUUUAUAUUCACCCCGACCUGCAAUCGCCAUCCACCUCUAUACGACAUAGUAUGUGCCAUGAUAUUUACAGCCUUGGUGUUAUUUUAUUGGAGGUGGGAAUUUGGUCCAGCUUGGAGACUCGCUCUGAGCUUCAUUCCGACAUGAACCCGGAAGACAUUAGCCAUACACUACGAAAGAUGGCUCGUGAGACGGAGUUGUUAAUGGGCCGGAAGUAUCGCCAGAUUGUGGGCUGGUGCCUGAAUCAAGAGCAGGUGGGAGAUACCGGGGGUGUGCGGCUAAUAUCCGAGGUGCUCGAAAAACUGGAGGACCUCGCAGAAUCUGUGUGA